Exophiala spinifera is the source of this 1785-nucleotide messenger RNA. RefSeq names its product asparagine-tRNA ligase. NCBI's taxonomy places the organism in Eukaryota, Fungi, Ascomycota, Eurotiomycetes, Chaetothyriales, Herpotrichiellaceae. The record is from RefSeq and is a predicted model, not a curated record. Gene Ontology annotation, cellular component: mitochondrion. Gene Ontology annotation, molecular function: asparagine-tRNA ligase activity; ATP binding; nucleic acid binding. The transcript has 3 exons. Bases 1 to 1785 code for a protein of 594 amino acids. Gene Ontology annotation, biological process: asparaginyl-tRNA aminoacylation.
AUGCGUGCUGCGAAGCUUCUCAGAAAGUCCCACCUGCAAUUGUGCCCGCGAAUAUCACCAGUUCAAGUCGAAAGCGGGAUGCUAUGGAGAUUUGAGAAGUCGCCAUGCAUCUCGCGAAGUCUCCGAUGCCUGCAGAGGCACAGUCUUGAGCCGAAAGCAAUCAGACACUCCUUCCACCAUACACGUCCUGUCCGUGCCGAGAAGAACGACGGAACCUCGUCCGCUCUUCGGGCAGUGCGCCAUGCUACCCUUGUCGAUAGCAGCAGGCUAUAUGACGCCGCAUCGCGCAAUGCCAUAGUCAAGGUCGUAGGGCUGGUACGCAGUGUGCGGAAGCAGAAAAAUGUCGCCUUUGCACGGGUCGCAGAUGGGUCUACUCUGGGUAGCGUGCAGGCUGUCUUUCCCCAUCCCAACAUAGCAAAAGACAUCACCAAUGGAGCGUAUGUUUCGUUGAUCGGAAAAUGGGUGGCUUCACAAGGAGCCGGCCAGAGCCACGAACUGCUGGUUCAUGAAAUUGAGACCAUAGGAGAAAGCAACCCUUUGGAAAACCCUAUUCAGAAGCAGUCCAUGACUGCUGAAUUUCUGCGCACCGUUCCUCAUCUUCGCAUGCGCACCGCCUUCCAAUCCCUCCUUGUCCGGGUUCGCAGUCAGUUGACCGCAGCGGUGUCUGCGCAUUUCAACAACCGUUCCGAACCUGUCUACCAAGUCCAUCCUCCCCUGAUCACGUCAUCCGAUUGUGAAGGCGCAGGCGAAGUCUUUACCAUAACUCCACGAAGCAAAGAGUUGCCCAGGUUCAUCCCACCCAGCAAGUCCAAGGAGCAGGAGAAACUGUAUUUUCGGGAACCCAAAUACCUGACUGUCUCAUCGCAAUUACAUCUGGAAGCUUACUCGGCGCAGUUGGGAGAUGUUUUCGCCCUAUCACCCACUUUCCGUGCCGAAGAGAGUGAUACACCCCGUCAUCUGGCGGAGUUUUAUAUGCUUGAGGCAGAACACCGACAUAUCGCCUUCGACGAUCUAUUGGCGAGUGUAAGGUCGUUGAUCGUGGAUUUGACACAAUCACUUCAAGCGCACAAAACGGGCAAAGAACUUCUCCAGUAUUAUGAGGACCAUAAACAUCGUCCUGACGAUGUCGAUUUUGUAGAUCUCGAGGAACGGUGGAGCCGGCUCACAGGACCGUGGCAUACGGUGACUUACACUGCGGCCAUCGACGCGUUAGAGAAAGCACACGAAGCAAGUAGCAGAACGCUGUUCGUCAACAGACCGCAGUGGGAGUGGGGCUUGCAACUUGAGCAUGAACGAUGGAUUGUCGAAAACAUUGCAGAAGGCAAGCCGGUCUUCGUGACGCACUAUCCAAAGGCGAUCAAACCCUUUUAUAUGCUGCCUUCGGCAGUUAUAUCUUCCUCUGGGCAGCAUUCAGCCCCUGCCGACAAUUACACAGAACAUCAAGAAACGGUUGCGUGUUUUGACCUGCUGCUUCCCUAUGGAUAUUGUGAAGUUGUCGGAGGAAGUCUGAGAGAGCAUCGCCUUAAGGAGCUCAUUCACAAUAUGCGCUCGAAAGGUCUCAUCAAGAACGCUGAGGAGGCCAUCAAUCGCACCGACUAUCCAUUUCUUGAGCCUGGAGAGAGUCUCGGUGCCCUGAAAUGGUAUGCAGAUCUCAGACGUUUCGGUAGCAAUCCUCACGGUGGCUAUGGCUUGGGAUUCGACAGGCUGUUAGCCUAUUUGACCGGAGUAGCCAAUGUGCGCGAUGUUGUUGGAUUUCCCAGGACAUGGGGUCGCGCAGAUUGCUAG